Messenger RNA from Rhododendron vialii, 2218 nucleotides. Its product is annotated as probable methyltransferase PMT19. Lineage: Eukaryota; Viridiplantae; Streptophyta; Magnoliopsida; Ericales; Ericaceae. The record is from RefSeq and is a predicted model, not a curated record. The coding region runs from base 73 to 1932 and encodes 619 amino acids. Gene Ontology annotation, molecular function: methyltransferase activity. Gene Ontology annotation, cellular component: cytoplasm; trans-Golgi network; endosome. The transcript has 6 exons.
UUUUUUGCAGUGUUGGGAUCAUGGAACAAUGAAGUCCACUAAUGAAUUGCUUCCACUGAACCCUUCCAAUGCAUGCCCUCAUUAUGUUCAACCAUGGCAAUACCACCAAACCAACCAUCACCAGCUCCAUCAUUAAACCCUCUGAGAAAACCCUUGGUUAGGGUUUUACUCCUCACCGUCAUCUGCUCCCUCUCCUACUUCCUUGGCUUCUACAAAUCCAUCACUCCAACUCCCCCUCAAUCCCCACCUUGUCUUCUUCACCUCAAAAACCUCACCACUACCCCCCAAAACCCACCUCAACCCCUCAACUUUGAACCCCACCACUCUCUCUCUCUUCCCCCCAAAACCCAGGAGGAUUCCUUCCCAUUCUGCCCCCACAACUUCACCAACUACUGCCCUUGUCAAGACCCAUAUAGGGAAACCCAGUUCAAUACUUCAAGAUUCUUUAACCGAGAGAGGCAUUGCCCGAAAAAGAACGAAACUUUGCGUUGUUUGGUUCGCGAUCCAGCUGGGUACAGAAGGCCAUUUUUGUGGCCUAAGAGCAGGGACUAUGCUUGGUUCAACAAUGUGCCUUUCCCAGGGCUCACUGUGUUCAAGAAAAAGCAGAAUUGGGUCCGGUUGGAAGGAGACCGCCUUUUUUUCCCCGGUGGGGGAACUUCAUUUACAAUGGGAGUUAAGGGUUACAUUAGCGAAAUGAAUCGGAUUGUGCCGUUGAAAUCAGGGAGUGUACGGACUGUUCUUGAUGUUGGUUGUGGGGUUGCAAGCUUCGGAGCUGCCCUCAUGGACUACAAUAUUUUGACAAUGUCCAUUGCACCGCGGGAUAUACAUGAAGCUCAAGUUCAGUUUGCCCUUGAAAGAGGACUCCUGGCGAUGCUUGGUAUACUUAGCAUCCACAGAUUAACAUAUCCAUCGCGAUCUUUUGAUAUGGCUCAUUGUUCAAGAUGCCUUGUACCAUGGACUGCUUAUGAUGGACUGUUCUUAAUGGAAAUCGACCGUGUUUUGCGCCCUGGUGGUUAUUGGGUAUUGUCUGGGCCACCUAUAAAUUGGAGGGCUCACUAUAAGGGUUGGGAGAGAACACCUCGGGAUCUUGAAAAUGAGCAGCAGAAUUUGGAAGAUCUUGCUAGGAAACUUUGCUGGAAAAAGAUCAAAGAGAUGGGACCAAUUGCAGUAUGGCAAAAGCCAACUAAUCACAUCCAUUGCGCUCAAAAGUUGAAGACUUGGAAAGCUCCGAAGUUCUGCGUUGAUGCUGAUCCUGAUGCUGGUUGGUACAGGAAGAUGGAUGCUUGCAUUACUCCUCUCCCAGAGGUCAAAAAUAUUCAUGAUAUAUCUGGAGGUGCUAUUGAGAAAUGGCCAAAAAGGUUGAACACUGUUCCACAGAGGAUUAGAAUUGGAGCAAUUGUUGGGGUUACCAUCAGGACCUUUAAUGAGGAUAAUCAGUUGUGGAAGAGGAGAGUUUCGUACUAUGGUAGUGUUCUCAAGUCUCUCUUUGCUGGACAAUACAGAAACAUAAUGGACAUGAAUGCUGGCAUAGGAGGUUUUGCUGCAGCACUCGUGAACUAUCCAGUUUGGGUCAUGAACGUGGUUCCUUCUGAUGCAAAAAACAACACACUUGCCAUCAUUUACGAACGUGGCCUAAUUGGAACCUACAUGAACUGGUGUGAGCCCUUCUCUACAUACCCUCGAACUUAUGAUUUAUUACAUGCUGAUGGUUUGUUUAGUAUGUAUAAUGACAAGUGUGACAUUCUUGACAUCCUCUUUGAGAUGUAUCGGAUCCUGCGGCCCCAUGGGGCCAUUGUAGUUAGAGAUCACGUUGACACGAUCAUGAAAGUGAAAGGCAUCACAGAUAGGAUGAGAUGGACUGGAAAGGUUUUACACAGCGAGCGCGGCCCUUUCCAUCCCGAGAAGAUACUUUUUAUUGACAACUCCGAAUAGCCCAAAUAUGCCAGAUAUUCGAAUUUCUUGUGAAAUUAUUGUCAACUCAGCAUUUUGAAGCUGGAAAUCGUCUCAAAGGUCAGAAACGGGCAUGUAUUGGUGAUGUGAUUGAUCUUCCCGUAUACGAUGGUUUAGCAGAAUCAGAAUGUGUUAAUGUGCAAAAACUGGGCGGGCGGAGAGAUAUUGAAUGAGAUGUAUUGAGAACAUUGGCAUGCAGUGAUUCUGGGAAUGUAAAUAAGGUUUAGUUUGUGGCUUUAAUGAUGAUUUGCUUUCUCUUCUUCACUCA